AUGAGCUUGAAAGAAGUAUUCGAACAACAUCCGUGGAGGUCAUUUAAGAAGUUCAAUGAAGCUGCAAAGAGUUGGGGAUUUACUAACAGAGCUGAAGUGAAAAGGUUCUUUGACAAAAAUGUUGUACAUCAAACAAAAAUAAAUCCUUACGACUACUUUUUACCAAUUUACUCCAACACUCCUGACGCAUACCAAUUUGACACUCUCAUUCAAAGCAGAAAAGGAGGACAUAAACCAUUCCUCAUCUUCAUUAAUGUUAACACUCGUAAAGCAUAUGCAUAUCCAAUGAAAAAUAAAGGAACUCGUGAAGUGUUAAGAGUUUUACAAAAGUUUGUAGCAGAACAUAACCCAAGUACUUUAACAUCAGACCAAGACAGUGCAUACCUCAGCAAUGAAAUCACAGAAUUUCUCAUUAAGCAUAACAUAACUCACUACACUACUGAAGACCAUAACCAUAACAUACUCGGCAUCAUAAACCGCUUCAUAAGAACGCUCAGAGAUUUAA
This is a messenger RNA of Trichomonas vaginalis G3, 505 nucleotides long. Its product is annotated as integrase core domain containing protein family. The record is from RefSeq and is a predicted model, not a curated record. The annotation marks the transcript as partial. Lineage: Eukaryota; Parabasalia; Trichomonadida; Trichomonadidae. Gene Ontology annotation, molecular function: nucleic acid binding. Gene Ontology annotation, biological process: DNA integration. The transcript has a single exon.